UUCCUAUACAUAAAUUUCAACGAGACAAUAAACAGGACGCUAAAUAAAAAAUGUUAAUAGCAGUAAAAAGUUAUAAAUAUAUAUAUGAAAUAUGAAACAUUACAAAUUAAAUACACAUCAAAAGUCCUACAGCGAUGCGGACUUGCUGAUUAAUCAAAAGGAACAUCCCGACACAAAAAUAGGUGAUGUUGUUGAGGUUUAUGACCGCGAAGAUGAAAAUACUAGAUUAUUAUUGCAAAUUACCAAAUUUAACGAUCUUCGCCGUGACGAAAUUAGCAUUGAGGCAGGCAUUGCUACUCAGUUCAAUUUAAGAAAGUUUGCCUAUGUGUUUAUGCGACGAGUGAAUGCAAAUGAUGUAGCUCUUGAUUCUAUUGAAAUUGCGUUUAAAGAUCAAUAUAUGGGAAGAUCCGAAAUGUGGCGUUUGAAAACUUAUUUGACGGACACUUGUGUUUAUAUAAAUAAAAAAAUCGAAAAUAUUGAAAUGCAAAUUCGUUGUCAAGUUUAUGAGAUGUGGGCYCAAGGUGAACGCGUUUCCUGUGGAGUAAUAACGGAAGAAACAAAGAUUGUAUUCCGCAGUAGUACUUCAAUGGUAUAUUUGUUUCUGCAAAUGUCAUCAGAAAUGUGGGAUUUUGACAUACACGGCGAUUUAUAUUUCGAAAAAGCGGUUAACGGGUUCCUUACUGAACUAUUUCAUAAGUGGAAGAAAUUGGGCUGCAAUCACGAAGUCACGAUUGUAUUGUUUUCUCGUACAUUUUAUGCUGCGAAAUCACUUGACGAGUUUCCAGAUCAUAUGCGCGAUUGCCUUCAAUUGGAUUAUAAAGGCCGUUAUUAUGAAGAUUUUUAUCGUGUUGCUAUUCAAAAUGAACGCAAUGAAGAUUGGUGCACUGUAUUGACGCAGUUACGCAAACUAUUUACAUCGUACGAAUCAACGGUGCUGCGUUACCAUGAGCGUGAGGGUGUAUCCAUUCCCGCAGCUACUAAUUCCACAGCGGCUCAAGGCAACUUCCUGGAAGUAUUAAAUAUUUCAUUAAACACGUUCGAAAAACACUACCUGGAUAGGACAUUUGACCGAACGGGUCAGUUGUCUGUUGUUAUCACACCUGGUGUUGGGGUGUUUGAAGUCGACAGAGAACUUACGAAUAUUACCAAGCAGCGGAUAAUUGAUAAUGGCGUUGGUAGUGAUUUAGUAUGUGUAGGAGAACAACCUUUACACGCUGUUCCACUUUUAAAAUUUCACAACAAGGACACUUCUUUAACCUCAGCGGACGAUUAUUCACUCCCACAUUGGAUAAAUUUAAGUUUUUACUCAACUAACAAAAAAGUUGCAUACUCAAAUUUUAUACCGCGCAUUAAAUUGCCACCAAUGGUUGCAAAUAUCACAUUAAAUAAGGAAAACAGAGAAAGUGAAAAACACUUUUUGAGUUGCAACCAAUCUGAAUAUAUACAUAAUUCAUUGUUUGAUUAUGAUGCCUAUGACGAGCAAAUAUUUCAGCCUCCACCAGCUCAGAGCACUUGUUCGUUGCAACGAGUUAUACGUGCUAAAAAGACUUCCGUGCCUAGCUUAGAGACGUCAGCCUACCGAAACCAUGACUGGGAGAAUUUAACACCUACGAAAAUUCCAAACUUGCGACGUAAAAUGUCUGAUCCAGAUAUAUAUCAUGGUACAUCAGGAAUSCUAGCUGCUUUGACUGAUUCGCCCAACUUGUCUGAAUCAUUAGCUUCUGAUAAGAAUUCACGACGUUCCAUUGUUUCUAUUGCCCCUAUCGUUCGMCCGGGGCGAGCAUUAAUCAACCCAUUCGAUCCUUCUCACGUUACAAUAAAACUYACUUCGAAUCGUCGACGUUGGACGCACAUAUUCCCAAAGGGACCUACUGGUGUUUUAAUACAACAACAUCAUUACCAAGCCGUACCUGCCAAACCCCACAAUUUAAGCUACAGUAAUAUUAUUAAUAACGAUAAUGAAUACACUUCAGGAUUUAGCACAUGUGAUUAUGAUCACACAUUCACAUGUUCUUCGUUAAACAAAUCCUUUACAUCAAGCAAUGAUUGUGAUAAUAAUGAAUUUCUCAAAAAACGAAAUAAUUCACUCUUGAACAAUAGCCCAAAUAAUGUGACAGCAGGCGCAGCAGUACCCACAAAAAGUUUCUUAUGGGGUGCGACGGGAGAGCAGGAAUGGACACCAGCUAUAACAACAGCGAAUGCAAAAAUGGGAAAACAUUUAAAWCCUAUUGUUGAAACCGAAGCUCCUACUAAAAGUCAGAGCGCAAAGGCAGAUGGCAGAGGAAAAGUAAUAAUAGGUGUGGAUUGGAAAUCGCUAACCAUACCGGCUUGUUUGCCAAUCACAACCGAUUAUUUCCCAGAUAAACGUUCUCUGCAUAAUGAUUAUGUUAUAUCUGAUUAUACGCUUCUGCCUGACGAUGUAAAUUUUGAUUAUGCUAAUAGUAGAGCGGUGUAUCGUAAACCUCUUUCUACGGAGGAAGUCUUUCGGGAGAUUGUGUCCCAACGAUUGGCACAGGGCUUCCAGCUAAUUGUGUUCGAGGAGAAGAAYACUCAACCAGCACAGGCGCCAUGCUGUGGCGGCUACAAGCAACAAAAGCCAUCUUCCGUUUUAGGAAUUAUUGCACCGACUGAAGUGAUGAAGGAAUAUUUGCUCUCUAUUGGUCGAAUAUUUCACCGAAUAACAUUGAUUGGAUCCGUGAUAACAGUCACUGGUUAUCGGCCAAGACAUCCUUAUCCGCCCAUUAACGUUGACUACCGUUAUCGUUUUCAUGCUCCCCAACACGAGACUUAUGAAAUAUCAGGUGUUAAUUUUACGACGGAAAAAUUAGAAAAUUUCAAUUGGAACUAUAUGGAUCAUUAUAUUUGUACACGCGGUGACCGUGACUAUCCUUUGAUGGAGAGUCUGAAAUAUUGGCGUUACCGUAUGUAUUUACUACCCACUGAUAACUUAGCGAUGAAAAAAAUCAUAGAAUACGGAAGUCAACGCUGUGAUAUCUAUACAGAUCUAGCUGUGGACAAUACAAAGAGACAGGUCGAAGACUUCAUGCGUUUUAUGGAAGUGCAUAUAAACAAAGUGAAACGGCAGCGAAUCCAUGAUAGCCCCACUGCACAAAGUCAUUUAACACGACGACGUCACAGUACCAGCAUUAUUUCCAGACCUCAACCCAACCAGGGACUGGUGAAUUCGCCCUUUCGUGAACGUGUUGGAAGCAAUCGGCUACCGGAAAAACGACCAAGCUUUAUCUCGAAACCUGUGAUGAAAGUCGAUCGUGGUCGCAUAUCGCCCGCGGCAGAUGCAGCUGCAAUAGCAUUAAAUAAUGAUUUAAGCCAUAAGGAGGAUCAGGAUGAUGGCUUUGCGUCGGAGGUAAAAUUACGCCCGAAUUCUGAUUUGAAUGAAAUCCUUGAAGCGAUGAAGCAUCCCUUAACCGGUGUAGCUUUCUUCACUCAGACUCCUAACUUACCAUGCUACACCUUUGUUUCACAUGAGGCCUUGCUUUGGCUCAAAUCACGUUUGGACAACAACAAAAAUCCAUUAGACAUAUUGGAAGCCAUGCGAAGAGAGAAAAUGAUUUGUCACGCUUCGGGAGAUUGGGAUAGGCAAAUUAUACCUGGGUUUUAUCUUUAUUUUAUAGUGCAACAAGAAAAAUCGAUAAAAGAGGUACCUAAACCUCUUUUGGAUUUAAGUGCUUUUGAGAAUGAGUGGAUGGAGAUCGAAUUACAGGGGUGUAACCAUUUGUGGACUGAUGAAACGAAGAUUCCGAAUAUACCCACAUUCUUGCGAGAAAUACCUUCGGCACAAUCUUGGGCAGAUUAUAGCCAAAAUAAAAAAAUAUACCGUCAUUCCCAUUUGGAAAUCAAUGUCAAUCAAAAGAGCGAGCGUAUGGAAUGGGGUCAUGUGAAGUAUCAUACUGUUAUGCAGCCCGGAUAUGCUUUCGAAAUAGUCGUUGAGUGGGUCACGGCAUCUGGACCGAUUGUGGGAGAUUUGAUUUGGAGCUGGACACGUAAAGCAAAUCAUUGCAAUUAUGAAUUGAUAUCAGUUCCUGCUGAUCCGAUGGCAGAACCAUUUACAGAGAAAUCUGAUCCACUCCGUGGUCCCAUUUUUAUACCGUUAUCGGAGAAAUUUUUAAGCGGCAAGAGUGUUAUGUUCGCCGAAUUCGCUGAAGAGAGUAGAGCUGAUCGUAUGUUAUUAUUUCAUGAAGCUAUUCUUGCAAGGUACGGUUUUUUGCCAUGUGUGAUAGAAAAAAAGUAUUCGUUUAACAAAGAUGUGCCUAAGGAAUACCAAUAUGUACAUUGUUCCGGACACAUGUUUGUGCUUAUUCGUUGUUCAAAAAAUAACUAUCAAUUUGAGUCUCCGAGCCGACAAGAAGCGAACGUUACCCGAUGUGUGUAUGGGCAUACAAAUAAUACUAAUGUACCAAAGAAGGUUGGAUUUUUAUGGGCCUGGAAUCACAUGAUUCCCAAUAAGAAGUGGAAAUCAUUGGUAAUUAAAAAUUCACAAGACGGUGAGCUUUUUCAAUUGAAAAUGCUUAAAGAUUUUCGUGAUUUUUGUUCGGAUGCUGAUGAGCGACUCACUAAAUUCUGGGAACAUUGCCAUGAAUUGAAGCGAAAAUCUUUAAAAAUGGAUAAUAUCGUCGAAGGAAAAGUUAAAUAGUUACAAAAGUCGAAUACAUAGUUUUUAGUUCUAAGUACGUAUUCAUAUGAUUCAUUUAUUUUAAAAAGGGUGGUCCAAUAAAAACUAUUUCAAAUUAGUUAAAUGAAUAUCUGUAAA
Bactrocera latifrons is the source of this 4768-nucleotide messenger RNA. It is a transcript of the gene Iml1, whose product is annotated as DEP domain-containing protein 5. Gene Ontology annotation, molecular function: GTPase activator activity. Bases 92 to 4651 code for a protein of 1519 amino acids. NCBI's taxonomy places the organism in Eukaryota, Metazoa, Arthropoda, Insecta, Diptera, Tephritidae. The record is from RefSeq and is a predicted model, not a curated record. The transcript is spliced from 25 exons. Gene Ontology annotation, biological process: positive regulation of autophagy; negative regulation of TORC1 signaling; cellular response to amino acid starvation. Gene Ontology annotation, cellular component: GATOR1 complex; lysosomal membrane.